AAUUUUAUUUGAAGACGUAACUCCGGGGAGGAGAAUGAUAAAGCAGGUGUUGAUUGGUACUGUGUGUGGUGCUGUCGUACUGACCGUAGGUAUCCUAAUCGGCCACUACGGCAUCACCAAGAGCAGCAGCUCGGCACCGUCCUGGGUGAAGGAUGUGGCGAAGGAUGUGGACGAGAGCUUCAUUGAGAAGUUCUUGUCUGAGGUGGACAACAUUCAGAUUCAAGAAAACCUCCGGGAGCUGACCAAAGUGCCUCAUAUGGCCACCACAAAAGGAGAUGAGCAGACUGUGCAGUAUAUGCUAAAGAGAUGGCAGGACCCCGAGACCGGGCUAGACCAGGCCUGGAGAGAAGAGUACAUGGUCUAUUUGUCCUUCCCCGACCCCAAGAACCCCAACAAGGUCACUGUAGUGAGCCCGUCUGAUACUGUGCUGCACACUGCCAGAGAAAAAGAGAAGAUUUAUACUUUAGACCAAAAUGAUCCUGAGGUGGUUCAGCCGUAUGCUGCAUACUCUCCUGCUGGACAUCCAAAGGGGAAACUGGUGUACGCCAACCAGGGGAAACCAAGUGACUACGCGCUGCUGAACCAGACGCUGGACCUUAGAGGAACCAUCGCUAUCACCAGAUAUGGUGGAGCAGGAAGAGCUGCUAAAGCCAUCAAUGCAGCACCCUAUGGUGUUCUUGGUGUGCUUGUGUACACUGACCCUUUUGACAUCAACGACGGUCUCAUGUCAGACGUCAAUGAGACGUAUCCUCACUCCUGGUACAUGCCACCCUCUGGUGUGGAGAGAGGUUCCUUUGUAACUGACUAUGGAGACAUGCUCACUCCCUACCUGGCUGCCAAAGAGGAGACCUACAGAAUUCCUCUUGAGGACGUCACAGGGAUCCCUCCCAUUCCAAUUCAACCCAUCGGAUUUGAGGAUGCAUACACGCUGAUCUGUGAGCUGGGUGGAAAUGCAGCUCCAGAGACAUGGAGGGGAGCAUUCAACUGUACCUACAACUUCGGCGGUCCAGGGUUUAAACCAACAUCCGUUUUCAACAACUGUGAUGUGAAACUGGACAUAUUCAACUAUGCGGAGGUGAAGAACUCCUCCAACGUGAUGGGAGUUAUCAGAGGGAGCGUCGAGCCAGACAGGUAUGUGAUCUACGGGAACCACAGGGACAGCUGGGUUCAUGGUGCCAUCGACCCGAGCAGCGGGACGGCGGUGAUGCUGGAAUUGACCAGAGUGCUGAGCAAGAGGGUCAAGGAGGGCACAUGGAGGCCUCGCAGGUCCAUUAUCUUUGGGAGCUGGGGGGCGGAGGAGUUCGGCCUUAUUGGGUCUGCAGAAUAUGCCGAGCAAUACUUCGCCAAGCUCAGCGAACGAACCGUUGCUUACAUCAAUGUGGACAUAGCUGUUUUUGCCAACGCCACUCUCAGGGCUUCUGGGAUGCCAUCGCUACAAAACGUCAUCUUCAAAGCUGCAAAACAGGUCGAUGCACCUGGACUGGACUCCACAUCUGUGUACGAUAACUGGAUCCAAUAUGCCAACAGGACAAGCCCGACCCAUGGAAACAUUCCCAAGAUGGGAUACCUGACAGGAGCGGGAAGUGAUUACGCUGCCUUUGUGCAUUACCUGGGAAUCACUUCCAUGGACAUUUCAUACACAUACGAUCGGAGUAAAACAAGUGCACGGAUUUACCCUGCAUACCACACAGCAUAUGAUACCUUUGACUAUGCUUCAAGGUUCAUUGAUCCUGGGUUUGUCAGUCAUCAGGCCAUUGCCAGAACAGCAGGAAAUGUCCUGAUCCGACUGGCUGACAGCCUGCUGUUGCCAUUAAACUGCAGUGACUAUGCUGAGACUCUGGAGGACUACCUCGACAUGGCAGUGAACCAAUUUCAGCAUCAACUGCAGAGCAGGAAAAUCUCCAUGGAACCACUAAAACAAGCAGUGGCCAGCUUCCGCAGUGCCGCUACUCAUUUGGACCAGGUGAUUCGCACCUCAGACCUGGCAAAUGAAACACCGCUGAAGGUCAGAAGGAUCAACGACCAGCUUAUGCUGCUGGACCGAGCUUUUUUGGACCCUCUGGCCUUUCCAGAUAAAUAUGCAUUCAGGCACGUUAUCUGGACUUCAAGUAGUGCUCACAUACCGACCUUCCCGGGUCUGGCUGAUGCCUUUGCCAGCGCUGAGUCAUCAGAAGAGUCCAGCGCCUGGGACAGAGUGCACUAUCACCUGUCCGUCCUGAGUCAGGCCAUCGAGGGAGCUGCGCACACGCUGGCUGAAGUCAUAUAGACGAAGAAAGAGAGGAAGGUGGGAGGAACUGCACUUGCUCAGGGAUAUUUUUUUUCUUUAAGUAGGGAGCCUUCAGCCAAUAAGCACAUAGUUUUACUAUGAUGAUACUAAAGGAGGAAACCACCUAAAUUAAGUAUUCCAAUGUGUUAUUUCCAUUAGUUUAAGCACUCUAGUUUUUGGAUUUGGUUGAGUUGUUCAUGUUUACUAAAAUUUUUGGACUGUCUUAGACCAUAGGAAUAACAUAUGAAUUUUGAAAAUGGGUGUUGUUACCCUUUAAGCAAGAGGAUUUAGGAAUCAGUGAACAAAGCUCAUCACCAAACAACAUGAAUGGGAUCCUCUGUCUUGU
This is a messenger RNA of Plectropomus leopardus (leopard coralgrouper), 2612 nucleotides long. It is a transcript of the gene naaladl1, whose product is annotated as N-acetylated alpha-linked acidic dipeptidase like 1. The record is from RefSeq and is a predicted model, not a curated record. Gene Ontology annotation, molecular function: carboxypeptidase activity. NCBI's taxonomy places the organism in Eukaryota, Metazoa, Chordata, Actinopteri, Perciformes, Serranidae.